UGUCAGCUGCAGUUCAGCUGAUCGGAAGCAGCAAGGCAGAGGGUAAGAGAGAUGGCUGAGGCCGUAGCCGACACAAGGAGGCUGCUGUCCAAGCCUCAGAAUUUGAGCGAUGCAUAUGGGCCGCCUAGUAACUUCUUGGAGAUCGACGUGGCAAAUCCUGAAACCGUAGGGGUCGGUCGAGGCCGUUUCACCACCUACGAAAUCCGUCUUAAGACAAACCUUCCAAUUUUUAAGCUGAAAGAAUCUCGUGUUCGAAGAAGAUAUAGUGAUUUUGAAUGGCUGCGGAAUGAAUUAGAAAGAGAAAGUAAGGUUGUGGUACCCCCUUUACCAGGCAAAGCAUUCAUCCGUCAGCUUCCAUUCCGAGGUGACGAUGGGAUAUUUGAUGACUCGUUUAUUGAAGAAAGGAGACAAGGGCUGGAGCAAUUUCUAAAUAAAGUUGCUGGACACCCAUUGGCACAAAAUGAACGUUGUCUUCAUAUGUUUUUACAAGAUGAAACCGUCGACAAAAACUAUACACCCUCCAAAAUCAGGCAGGCCUAAGUGUUGCAGGGCUGAUGCCAAAUUCUUAAUGUAAUCUAUUUUUAAUAUCCAAAGUCCACAGAUUGUGGCCGAUUUUUGUAGAAUGCUUCAGACAAUUAUUGAUAAGUGCAUCGACUGAGUCAAUACUUUAAAUACCACAUAUAUUUUUAUAUUCUAAGCUGCUUUGUGCCACUUUUUAACAACUUUAAACCGCCCAGCAGUUCUGUUUGUUGUCUUGUGUAAAUGCUGCCAACACUAAUUUUAUGUUUUUGUACUGCUGUUCUAACAUCAUCUAUAUCUAACUGACAGGUGGUUAAUAUUGUGCGCUAAUGUAUUAAAAAAAUUUGAAAACGUGUUCUCACAGUGUUAUCUUUAAGAACUUGGUUAUUAAGCCCAUACAUGUUUUUCUUUAAAGUGAAUUUGUCAAAUUUAUAUACUUACGUACCAUCCUGUUCACUAUUGUAAAAUAAAAAAAUAAAAAAAAACAA
Molecule: messenger RNA, 1007 nt
Organism: Erpetoichthys calabaricus (reedfish)
Lineage: Eukaryota; Metazoa; Chordata; Cladistia; Polypteriformes; Polypteridae
Gene: snx3
Product: sorting nexin 3
Exons: 4
Coding region: 52-540 (162 amino acids)
Biological process (GO): endocytic recycling; late endosome to Golgi transport
Cellular component (GO): early endosome membrane; retromer complex
Molecular function (GO): phosphatidylinositol-3-phosphate binding
Source: RefSeq, a predicted model, not a curated record